Messenger RNA from Oenanthe melanoleuca, 4045 nucleotides. It is a transcript of the gene MAP3K3, whose product is annotated as mitogen-activated protein kinase kinase kinase 3. NCBI's taxonomy places the organism in Eukaryota, Metazoa, Chordata, Aves, Passeriformes, Muscicapidae. Bases 256 to 2277 code for a protein of 673 amino acids. Gene Ontology annotation, molecular function: ATP binding; protein binding; protein kinase activity. Gene Ontology annotation, biological process: protein phosphorylation. The transcript is spliced from 18 exons. The record is from RefSeq and is a predicted model, not a curated record.
UGUUUUGCGGGCGGCGGCGGCGGGCCCGGCCCGCUCGGAGCGGGGGCAGCGGCUCGCACCGGCAGCGCCCGCGCCGCUCCCGCCCCCGCCCGCCGCUCCCGGAGCGCGGCCGCGGCGAGGAGGCGGCGGCGCGGGGCCUGGGAAUGUGGCGGCGGCGGCUCUGAGCCCUCCCCCUCGGCCCGGCCGCCAUGGAGCCGCGGCGGUGACAGCGCCGAGCCGCAGCGCCCGCCGCGAGCGGGGCCGCCGCCCGCAGACAUGGCUUGUUCUGAGGGGAGAGAGGAACGUGCUGGGGCAAUCAGUGCAAGCAGAUUUGUGUUCACAGAUGAACAAGAGGCCUUGAAGUCCAUCAUGAAGGACCUGGUGGCCCUGCAGAUGGGCAGGCGGCACCGGCUGCCGGGCUACGAGUCGGUGAAGGGCAGAGAGCCUGCUCACUGCAGCAAGCAGAAAAAACACAAUGCCAGCAGUCCCCCCCUCUUGGGCAGCCCUGCAAUAAUGAACCAGUGUGCCUCUGCAGUGGAAGAAAAGAAAAUCCCGAAUGAUGUCAGGAUCAAGUUUGAACAUAAUGGGGAGAGAAGGAUUAUCCCGUUUGCCCGCCCCGUGCGCUACGAGGACGUGCAGCAGAAAGUGAAAACAGCCUUUGGGCAGCCCCUGGACCUGCACUACAUGAACAACGAGCUCUCUAUUCCCUUGAAAAACCAAGAUGACCUGGACAAGGCUGUGGAUCUCUUAGACCGGAGCUCCAACGUGAAGAGCCUGAGGAUCCUGCUGCUGUCCCAGGACAGGAACCAUAGCAGUUCUUCGCCCCAUUCUGGGCUGCCCAAGCAGGUCAGGAUUAAAACCUCCCAGUCUGUGGGGGAUGUGAGCACACCCUACCAGCAGCCAGAGCCCAGGAGCAGGCAUCUGUCUGUCAGCGCGCAGAGCACCGGCCGCAGCUCGCCCCCGCCCGGCUACGUCCCCGAGCGGCAGCAGCGCAUCGCGCGCCAGGGCUCCUACACCAGCAUCCACAGCGAGGGCGAGUUCAUCCCCGAGACCAGCGAGCAGUGCAUGUUGGACCCUCUAAGCAGUGCUGAAAACUCGGUGUCAGGAAGCUGCCAGUCCUUGGACAGCCCUUCUUUUCGGAAGUCCCGGAUGUCGAGGGCGCAGAGCUUUCCUGACAACAGGCAGGAGUUCUCAGACCGUGAGAACCAGAUCCAGGACAAGGCGGGCAAGGGCGGGACGUACCCGCGGCGCUACAACGUGUCGGUGCAGCACAAGGACUACAGCGACGGGCGGAGGACGUUUCCCCGGAUCCGCCGCCACCAGGGCAAUCUGUUCACGCUGGUGCCUUCGAGCCGUUCCCUGAGCAGCAACGGGGAGAGCCUGGGGCUGGCGCUGCAGUGCCUGGAGCCGCGCGGGCGCCUGCGCAGCGCCGACAGCGAGAGCGCCCUGGGCGUGCAGGAGAGGAGCCUGCCCACCAAGUCCCCCAGUGCUCCCAUCAACUGGCGCCGGGGGAAGCUGCUGGGCCAGGGCGCCUUCGGCCGCGUCUACCUGUGCUACGACGUGGACACGGGCCGGGAGCUGGCGGCCAAGCAGGUGCAGUUCGACCCCGAGAGCCCCGAGACCAGCAAGGAAGUGAGUGCCCUGGAGUGUGAGAUCCAGCUGCUGAAGAAUCUCCAGCACGACCGCAUUGUGCAGUACUACGGCUGCUUGAGGGACCGAGCAGAGAAGACCUUGACCAUCUUCAUGGAGUACAUGCCAGGGGGCUCAGUGAAGGACCAGCUGAAGGCGUACGGGGCGCUCACCGAGAACGUCACGCGCAGAUACACGCGGCAGAUCCUCGAGGGCGUCUCCUACCUGCACAGCAACAUGAUCGUGCACAGGGACAUCAAGGGUGCCAACAUCCUGCGUGACUCUGCUGGGAACGUGAAGCUGGGGGACUUUGGGGCCAGCAAGAGGCUGCAGACCAUCUGCAUGUCGGGGACAGGGAUCCGCUCGGUCACGGGCACCCCGUACUGGAUGAGCCCCGAGGUGAUCAGCGGGGAAGGCUACGGCAGGAAGGCGGACGUGUGGAGCCUGGGCUGCACUGUGGUGGAGAUGCUGACAGAGAAGCCCCCCUGGGCCGAGUACGAGGCCAUGGCCGCGAUCUUCAAAAUCGCCACGCAGCCCACGAACCCGCAGCUGCCCUCGCACAUCUCGGAGCACGGCCGGGACUUCCUGAGGCAGAUCUUUGUGGAAGCCAGGCACAGACCCUCUGCUGAGGAGCUGCUCACACACCACUUUGCACAGCUCCAGUACUGAGUUACCUCCCGUGCUGGCAGCUCUGCCGGGCUGGCCGUGCCCUGCCUCGUCUGCUUGCAGCUCAGCCCAGCUCAGCCAGGCUGGGCCUGGGGGUCUGCCAAGGGCCUGGGCUCUGCUCUCGUGCCUCGUUCCUGUUUGCUGGGCUGGUGUUCCUGCUGCUGCCCAAGCACAGCUGCCUGUUUGCCUCCCCAGGCUGCCUGGGUGUGUUCUCUGCAGGAGUGGGAGCCUGACAAGAGUCUGCACUGCCUGAGCACAGGAGCCUCUGAACCCGACUGGGAGCUGGCAGAGCAGGAGUGAGCAGCAGCCUCCAGAGCAGCUCUGCCUGGGGCAGCCCCUGCUGUUCCCUCCUGGGGCUCCAGAGGCGCCUCCAGUCCCUGGAUCCAGCAGAAAGCCAUGGAGCAUGCUCUCACCAUAGAUGGGUAUUCUUCUUCUUGAGUAUUCAGCAUCUGAAGGUGUUCAGAAAAUACUGAUUCAAAAGUAUGUGAAUAGUAUUAUUUUAUAAAGGAUUUUCCAGCCAGAUGUCAGGAUAAUCAGACAGGUCACACAGAAUGCAGUCACCCCAGGGCCUGAGAGAAGGGCUCUCCCAAUGCUGGGGGAAAUCCAGAGCUGAUGUCCAAGGUUUGAUCUGUCCCAGCCUCAGGACAGUGUUGGUUUGUGUCAUACCAAACAAAUCUGUGCUCUUGCUUCCUCUGGGGCUGCUGGGUCCAAACAAAACCCCCUGGAAGGGAAUUCAGUGGAAUUCAGCUUCCUCCUGCAUCUGUCUCUUGGGCUGGUAACAUUUUACCAUCCUUUUAACCAAAGAUAAUCCAUCUGGUGCCCAGGAAUUCACUCAGAGUUUGAGCACAUGGCCCAGUGGAAAAGUGAGGAUUUCUUGGGGAGAAUUACCUGGACACUCAUUCUUGCUGUGCAGAGGAAGCUGGAAUGGAGCUCAGCCUUUUGCUGUGAGUUGUUGAUUUCAGAGUUCCAUAAAAAUGUUAUGGCCCAACUUAAAUAAGCUUUAUAGGAGUCAAAUCAAACAGGGAACCUGAGAAAACAUUUUAAAUGCUAGCAAAUAUCUAAAAUUACCUGGAGAUUCCCCAUGCAGGAACCAGCAAAGCAUAUCCAAGUGGUUGUGCACUUGGAAGAUAGUACAGGUUGGAGAACUGAGGUCCUGAAAUCUUCUGUGAUGAUUUGGGAACUAAUAAUCUGUAUUUCAUUCAUGAAAGGCCAGCAGUUUUUAAGUGCUGGGGAUUUGUGGAGUGAUUAUGUUAUCUCUGAGAAAUGAAACUAAGAAAAGCAAAUGUUAAUUAGCUAAAAUAUUGCUUUAUAGGGCAACAUUGAAAGUGUUCUGCUCUUAAAUUGGAAACCAUAUUAAGGUUCCACACACCUCCACUCUUCUCCCCCAUAAAAAAUUGAAAAUUGCUUCAUAAUGCAGUAAAAUUAAGUUUCUAAGUGAAUACUUACAGCAGGAUAAGGCAAGUUUCAAUGAAACCAAGCUCCUUUAAUACAUGAAAAAUACUGUGUUGAAUUGCAAGAGGAAAAAAAAGAACCCUAAAAGCCCCAACCAACCAGAAGUCCUGAAAAGCUUUAACAAUAUGAAAUGGUUUUUCUGUGCCAAACCCAGAGCAAAGUGUGGCCCAUAGGAGCUGGUGGUGUUUCUUUUCCAGGCUCCCUGCCCUGCUCCAAGGAUGCACUGUCCCACCUGUGGGCACUUAGGGGAUCCCUUUUAUGAAAGCCCUUGUUCCAUAAUUUAUUUAAUUGUAGUGGGAGCACUUCACUGAUCUUUUCC